AAGUGCUCCGUUAGAGGAUCGAUAACAUGUUGGCUGUCACAGCACCAACAGUAGAUACACCAACUACACUGGGCUUUGGAGCCAUUGGAAAUACAACUUUGAACCGCACUUUGGUGGUUCUGACCUCAGCUUUGUCUCUUCUUGGGGCCAUAGUCAUUAUUGUAACAUAUUAUGCGUGGAAGGACAUGCAGUCGACCUCGAGAAAAAUUCUUGUCUACAUUUCCGGCGCUGAUUGCGUUGUAGUGUUGAGUUUUAUGUUUGGUGCAUUUUUACCACCAAACACCAACUCUCCUGCCUGCACAGCUCAGAGUUUGCUCUACACUACAGCUAACCUGUGUUCCAUCUUUUGGACCACAUUUAUGGCCGUCUUUUUGUACAUAUCGAUAGCGAGGAAAAAGCCCAAAUUGGCUGACAUAAUGUUCUAUAUGUUUCAUGCUAUUGGAUGGGGCGUGCCUGUGCUAAUUGCAUGCAUAGCGCUGCAAAAAGGCGUGCUCGGAAACGAUCGCGAUAUUUACAGCUCAGCUUGGUGUUGGAUCAAGGUGCAGGACAGUGGCAAAAAUGUUGAGGAUAAUUACAUUAUGUGGAUGCUUGUCACAGGAAAAGCCUGGGAAGUAUUGGUCUUCAUACUUAUUUUAAUUUUCUACGGGCUGCUAAAAUGUCAUCUUCGACAAGAGGUGUACAUAAACGAAAGAAACCCUAUUGCUCGUAGAUCUCUGGAGGCAGCAAAGAGAUUCGACAAAAAACUGACAUUAGUUCCUGUUAUUUUCCUCUGUUUGCGAUCCUGGGGAAUGAUGCGCUUCGCAAUUUACUCGAGUUCAUCUGUGCAUGAAUCAAAACCAGUAAGGAACGCUCAAGAAGUCUUGAUCUAUUUCCAGGGAGUAUUUGAAAGUGCACAGGGCCUCACCAACUUUCUUAUGUUCUGCCUGUUUACCAAGAAAUUCCAAGUGAAUAUGAAGAGAACAAUUCAUAGAUACUGCGGCAUAUCGUACUGUCCUGUAGAUCUCGAUAUUCAAAACACGGAUGACAGCCAGAUCGAACCACCUUCAUCAGAAGAGAACGAAAGCUCUUCGAUAUUUGGAACCUCAGAUUUUGGUCCGAAAUAUUCCUAUCAUACCGUGAGUCAGUUGAAUUCUAAGAGCAAUACUUAAAAUGGAAGGAAAAAGGAGGAAGAGUGAACACAAAACAAAAUCUAAAUUUGAAUACACGUUUAAACUUCAUUACUGUUUGCCAUACGUAACAGGAGCGGAUCAAGGGGAGUGAGGAGCAGAGGGUGCGCACUCCCCCCCCCUCCCCCCAAUUCUCCGAGAUGAUCAGUAGCUU
Messenger RNA from Pocillopora verrucosa, 1320 nucleotides. Its product is annotated as G-protein coupled receptor 157. Gene Ontology annotation, biological process: adenylate cyclase-activating G protein-coupled receptor signaling pathway; cell surface receptor signaling pathway. Gene Ontology annotation, molecular function: G protein-coupled receptor activity. Lineage: Eukaryota; Metazoa; Cnidaria; Anthozoa; Scleractinia; Pocilloporidae. The record is from RefSeq and is a predicted model, not a curated record. Gene Ontology annotation, cellular component: plasma membrane.